UUUAAUUGAACGAUACUGAGAUGCAUCUAAGCUGAACGCAGCAAGGAUGCACCCAAAGGUUUUUAUUUCACUAUAUAAAAGCAUGAAUAGGUGGUAGAGACUAAUUAUGGAGGUGUCGAGAAAAGAAAGGAAGGAAAUAAUGGAGUUGGAAAGCCUGAAGAAAUUCUUGUUCAAGAACGCGAUGAAAGGAAGAUGGAAAGAAGUGGUGAAGAGGUACGCAACGGAUGUUCGAGCUCGGGAGGUGAAAAUCACGAAGCGUGGAGACACAGUGUUGCACGUGGCGGUGUGCGACGGGCAAGUCGGGGUAGUGGAAGAGCUGACGACAAUAAUAUCGGCCGAGGAGAAGAAAGGAGGUGAGGAGAAUAAUAGUAAGAAAUUGGUUGCAAUGGCAAACGACAGAAGCGCCACGGCGCUGCACUUAGCGGCUACGCUCGGGAAUGUGAAAAUGUGUUAUGAUAUAGCGAAUGUAGAUCAUAGUUUGGUGGGGAUUAGAAACAAUGACGGCGAAACGCCGCUGUUCUUGGCGGCUUUGCAUGGCAACAAAGAUGCUUUUCUUUGCCUUCACUCAUUCUGUGCUCACACAACGGAUCACUGUCGAAGAUCUAAAGAUGGGCAGACCAUUCUUCAUUGUGCCAUUAUGGGUGAUUUUUUCGAACUGGCACUUUAUAUCAUAAAACUAUACAAGGAGUUAGUGAACUCAGUGAAUGUGCAAGGUUUCACUCCACUCCAUCUUUUAGCCACCAAGCCUUCAGCUUUCAAAAGUGGAACCCACUUAGGAAGAUGGAAGAUGAUUGUUUAUCAUUGUGUAUUUGUUGACGAAACGAAGAUGGAUCCAACGUCAUUUCUUCGGGGUUUUCUGACAAAGCCGCUAUCGUUUCGCCGACGAUUGCUUCCACCCAACUACACAACAUGCGCCCACUUCUUCAAUUUUUUGUGGAAAGCAUUUCGAUUGGUGUGUAGUGUGGGGAAGACGGAGAAAAAUCCAAACAACAAUGAUGAAGCUAAAGACACUAUAGAUGCAGAGAAUCCUCAUCAAAAAGAUGAGUAUGAUUUAACGGUGAAACAUCAUGGGCUUGCAAUUUUCCCAGAAAAUUAUGCAACCUGCUUCAACUUUCUCAAAUUGGUCUCCAAGGCCGUGCUCAUAAUCAUGGGGCUAGGAUCCAGAGGAAUAAAGAAGAUUGAAGAGAAGAAAGAGAAGCACAUGUGGUCAUAUGAAGUUAUGAACCAACUUCUAAAAUGUGCUUCAAUUUAUGAAUAUGAUGACAAUGGAAGUACACCAAUGGAAACUACACAAGAGGAAGAAACACAACCUUAUAACUUUGCCAAUGGCAAUGUCACAUUUGAUGAUUACAACAUCUCUCAACAUGGAGUACCUCCACCACCACCACAACAACAACCAAACAUCAUCUCCGACUUCUACGACAACGUUAACCACGACGUAGUAGAAAACAAAGAAGGAGCAGCAACAACAACAAUUAUUAUAGAAUCAAAGAGCAGCAUUGCUGAUAAAAUCCUAAAACAUUUCCCAAUAAGCAUUGGAGACAAGAACAAGAACAAGAAAGUGAUUCUUAGAGCAGCAACAACUACAUCAAAUACAGGGGAAAAAAUAGAGCUUCAUCAUAGUCAAAAUAUGCAAUAUGUAAGACAAGAAACCCCUGUGUUGAUAGCAGCAAAGAAUGGAGUGGUUGAAAUGGUAGAGAAAAUCCUUCAUUUAUUUCCUGUGGCAAUUCAUGAUCUUAAUGCAGACCAAAAGAAUAUUGUUCUGUUGGCUGUGGAGAAUAGACAUCCCCAUAUUUAUGAACUAUUGCUCCAUAAAAAUAUUCUAAAAGAAAGUGCUUUUAGAAUGGUGGAUUCUCAAGGAAACAGUGCUUUGCACCUUGCAGCAAAGCUUGGAGAUCAUAAGCCUUGGCUUAUCCCUGGUGCUGCCUUACAAAUGCAAUGGGAACUUAAAUGGUAUAAGUUUGUGAAGGGAUCCAUGCCACCAAACUUCUUUCCCACAUACAACAAAGAAGGAAAGACUUCAAAAGUAAUGUUUUGUGAGACUCAUUGUCAGCUAGUAAAAGAUGGAGAAGCAUGGCUAACAAGCACCUCUGAAUCAUGUUCUUUAGUAGCUGCCUUAAUCGCAACCGUCGCGUUCGCCACCUCUGCUACUGUCCCGGGCGGCAACGAUCAAAAUCAAGGCACCCCUUUACUCCAUGGCAAACCCGCCUUCAACAUAUUUGCCAUAGCAUCACUCAUUGCCCUUUGUUGCUCAGUAACUUCUUUAGUAAUGUUUCUCUCAAUCUUGACCUCAAGAUUCCAAGCAAAGGACUUUGGAGGCAAUCUUCCAACAAAGCUUUUGUUGGGAUUGUCGUCUCUUUUUGUGUCAAUUGCAGCAAUGUUGGUUUCGUUUUGUGCUGGGCAUUACUUUGUGCUUAGUGAUAAGCUUCAAUAUGCUGCAUUGCCUGUGUAUGCAGUGACAUGUUUGCCAGUGACAUUGUUUGCCAUUGCGCAAUUUCCUUUGUAUGUGGAUCUUGUGUGGGCUACUAUUAAGACUGUUCCUACCAGAAGCUAUUCAGCUAUCUCACCGAUCUAGACUUUUCUCCAGUCAUUUGUGGGGUUGAAUUUUGGAAAGGAAACUAUAUUUGGAUGCUUUCGGGUGUUGGACCAAUAAAUUGAUUCAUUGUCAUUUGUCACGUGGUAAAUUCUUCUUCCUUUUUUUUUUAAAUAUUUUCAAUUCAUCUUUUGUGUAUAGUUGGUGGGAGAUGCAUGAAGAUGAGUACAUUAUACCCAAAUUUUUCUCCGUUG
This is a messenger RNA of Benincasa hispida (wax gourd), 2787 nucleotides long. RefSeq lists its product as uncharacterized. The record is from RefSeq and is a predicted model, not a curated record. Lineage: Eukaryota; Viridiplantae; Streptophyta; Magnoliopsida; Cucurbitales; Cucurbitaceae. Gene Ontology annotation, cellular component: membrane. Gene Ontology annotation, molecular function: protein binding.